CGCUUGCCCCAUGGCCGUUGGAAUUCCGUCGCUGUCUUACCCAUUCGCUCAUUUACGGGUUUCUAGUCUCUCGUUAAAUAUUAAUUCAACGCGUCAACGUCAUCAUGAUGAACUCCAAGACACUCAUUAGCGUGCUGGCUUGUCUCAGCGUCGGUGUUUCUGCCGGACCUUGCAAGCCAGUUACUUCUCAUGCUACUCAAGUCACUUCCGCAACGACUGAACUCUCUACGUCGAUUGACGUGACCACCACCAUUUCUGCAUCCGAAGCCGCUUCUACCACCGAGUUGAGCUCUCAGGCAACUGAGGCCUCUACUACUGAGGACUCUACGAUUGAGAUCCCAACGACAACUACCGUUGCUGAUGCCACCACCAAGGCCGCUACCACCACCACCGAGGAAGCAACAACAACGACUGGUGCGGCACAAUGCCCUACCCCCUCGGCUUGCAACAACCUUGGCUUUGACUGGGCAUACUACAGCAACCCUGCUCAAAACACCGACACGACCUACUCCAACUUCGUCCCCCAGUCCUUCAAGCUAGCCACUCCCAGUUAUAUCGGCACGACCCGCCAGAUCGGUGGCCUCUUCCAGCCCAGCAGCGGCGCCCAGGCAGGUCCAAUCUACGGCUCUACGACCGAUCUUGCUCUCGAUUACUUCGCCCUCAACCAUCAUGGUUAUCUCUACAGUUGCGAUGCCGGUACCUACAAGUUCGAUAUCCCCUACGCCAACGAUGCAGUGUACCUUUGGAUCGGUCAAAACGCGUACGGUGGCUGGAGCUCCGACAAUGCCAAUGCCAAGGCUCUGUAUAACCAGCCUGAUCACAUUGCUGGUAGCGCACACUUUGAGAUUGAUCUCCCCGCUGGCCAAUACAUUCCCAUCCGAUUCGUUUAUGGUCAGGCUCAGUAUGGCGGUGGCUUUACCUUCACGGUCACAGCGCCUAAUGGACAGGUUCUCGUCGGUAAUGACGUUACUGCCAGCCCAUACAUUGUUCGCAACUCUUGUGAUGGCAUUCUGGCACCGGCUUUUUUCCCUUUCGGCCAGGAGUUUUAAAGAUUAGGCCUGGAGGUGUGCCUUUAAGCGGCAAUUGUGUUGGGUAGCUGGUAUACUGCCCGAUUUUGAGUUGAUAGUCCCCACAGCUGAUGGCUCACAUCACGCGCCUCACACACGUGCCUUUAAGCAUGGUUCAUUCUGUUCGUGGCAAUCGUUGCCAAAAGUCCAAAUUAGCUUUGUGUAACCCAAGAGUUUUUUUCACAAGAUGGUUAGCAACACAACCAUGAAUAGCGAUACAAUGGCUGAAAAGUGGAGAACAACCGGCCGGAACACGGGGAGCGAGCGGGAGAACGGAAAUUAACACUGAAAGACUGAAGACUCAGUAUGCAGAUAGCCCCUAAGGGUUAUAAACUUCUGCAUCUAUCCCAUCUCGUUCAUGAUCAUGAUCAACAUUAUUUGACAACUACAUCCUGCAAUUAAGUUCAAUUCUUUAUCAGUAGCUCCUCGCUAUGUAUCAACUCGAUCCCGUCAAUGCCGCUUUUGCUGCAAAGAUUGCUAGCUCACCUUCUCUACGCGAGACAGGAAACUGCC
Fusarium verticillioides 7600 is the source of this 1580-nucleotide messenger RNA. RefSeq lists its product as hypothetical. The transcript has a single exon. Bases 105 to 1049 code for a protein of 314 amino acids. The record is from RefSeq and is a predicted model, not a curated record. Lineage: Eukaryota; Fungi; Ascomycota; Sordariomycetes; Hypocreales; Nectriaceae.